ACAGUAAAACAUGCGAAAAAUAAUCUAAAAUUGUUAAUUUCAAUGGCAUGUUUUUGCCAUAGGUUUAAAUAACCAUCCUUUUGUAAAAUAUCAAAAUGAAGAAAAAAUGUUACAUGUUAUUUUAAUCUUUGGAGUAUUUCUGAUGGAUCAAGAUGUUGGUACAUGACGUAAAACUGCUUUAUGGCCUGUUCCUAUUAAUUCGUCAAAGUUGUGGGCUAUGUACUUAUCCAAGUGACUUACGAGGAACAUGGUACGACAGUGUUUAUGGGACUAUCGGCUUUACAGAUUCUUCUAUGAACAUGCAGACGAAAGCAUUCGUUACGGGUUUCACCAAUACAAACUUUACUUGUCAAAUAAAUAAUGGAGAUCUGUAUGUAUCAAAAAGUGUUGAGGCUGUCACGCUAGGUAUUCUGGGUGGUUUUACUGUUAAUGUAUGGAUAUGUUUUGAAAUAAAAUCAUUAACGACUUCAUCAUUCUAUUAUUACCUCAGAUCAAAGGAUCAAGACAAUUUGAAUUUUGGCGAUGUAGUCCCCGUUGCAACAACGGUUUCGACUGUAACAGAAGCAGAUGUAUGUAAUACGUCGCCAGGAGUCGGUGAAUUCCAUAUGAUAGUAAAUCCUGCUUCGUCAAAAGAAGGAUUAAGUGCUGUUCCUGUACCUUUGCUUGGUGAUUUUACCUAUUCCAUGAACUUUGGAACCGAUUCAUCGCAAUGUGGAGCAUCUGCUUUCUGGGAAAGUUGUUCUAAUACAACUAUUAUCACUCUAAAUAAUACUGCCUGUGGAAGUCAGUUCGUUGGAUAUUCAGCUUCUGGAUCAUUAGGUUGUAUCAUAUCAGUGCAAGAUACAACAAGUACCAGUGUUUACUACGUAGGGGUUUACAACUUUGAUUCUACGGUCAAUGGAGCGUCAACAAAGCGAUUUACGUGUUUCACGGUGGAAUAUGAUACAAAUAUUACAAUGGUCAGUCAAAGUCCAAAUAAAUGUUCAUCAGGUUCCAGUCCCACGGUUCUGCCUACAGAUGGUGCUCUUCUUCAACUCACAACUGUCAGUAAGUUGGUAAAAAUACAAGUAUAUUGAUUUCAAAAGAUUCAAUAUAUUGUUUUUCCCUUAAGUUUCAUUUUUAAUUUUAACGCAGCAUAAAAUUAAAUAAAAAAAUGUCAAAAAUUGUCAUUUUUGAAAUAUGGUAUGUUUGAAGAAUGUAUCAUAUUCAGAAAAUCAAAGAUGACUGUUUGAUACGUUAUGCCUCGUAACUUUUAGUCAGUAUCACCAACGAAUAGAUAGGGUAAAUAUUGCUUUAUGCAUAGGUCGGAAGGAUAAAAUAAGGGAAUAUGAAAAGAAAUUAAAUUUAAAGGAAAAACUAUUUGUUAUUAACAGAACAAAAGAAUAGACCUGAAAGGGACUUGGUUCAGCGAGUGUCAGUGAUAUAAACAUUGAUUUCUGCAACAAUAGUUUGAUUCAAAAUUUUAUAUAUUACGCUAUUGUUUCUGUUACGAUUGUUGGCUUACAUUCCGCCGAUAUAUUACAUUUAGUAUAAUUGAAUAUCCAACUUUUCUUGGGCUCCUACUUUUGUUUUUACAGUUCGGGGUGUACUGUUUAAUUUACUUGUACAGGAAAAACGAGAGUAGCAGUUGUACCCUUAUAUCAUUCAAAUAUUGUUGUACUUAGUUAUGAUCU
Molecule: messenger RNA, 1673 nt
Organism: Mytilus californianus (California mussel)
Lineage: Eukaryota; Metazoa; Mollusca; Bivalvia; Mytilida; Mytilidae
Exons: 7
Coding region: 153-1076 (307 amino acids)
Source: RefSeq, a predicted model, not a curated record